Messenger RNA from Hyaena hyaena (striped hyena), 5200 nucleotides. RefSeq names its product transmembrane O-mannosyltransferase targeting cadherins 1 (gene TMTC1). Lineage: Eukaryota; Metazoa; Chordata; Mammalia; Carnivora; Hyaenidae. The record is from RefSeq and is a predicted model, not a curated record. Gene Ontology annotation, molecular function: protein binding; mannosyltransferase activity. The transcript has 20 exons. Bases 1 to 2838 code for a protein of 945 amino acids. Gene Ontology annotation, biological process: protein O-linked glycosylation via mannose; RNA processing.
AUGGUGGUGACAGGCUGUGCCCGCGGCGGCGGCGGCGGGGACCGCGCGCCCUCCCGGCGGCGGGGCUGCGGACUCGCGCCGGCCGGGGCCGCGGCGCUGCUGGCCGGGGCGAGCUGCCUGUGCUACGGCCGCUCCCUGCAGGGCGAGUUCGUGCACGACGACGUGUGGGCGAUCGUGAACAACCCCGACGUGCGGCCCGGCGCCCCGCUCCGCUGGGGCGUCUUCACCAACGACUUCUGGGGCAAGGGCAUGGCCGAGAACACCAGCCACAAGUCCUACCGGCCGCUCUGCGUCCUCACCUUCAAGCUGAACAUAUUUUUGACUGGUAUGAACCCAUUCUACUUUCAUGCAGUGAACGUGAUUUUACACUGUUUAGUGACUCUUGUCCUGAUGUACACCUGUGACCAAGCUGUCUUCAGGAAUCGCAGACUUGCUUUUGCUACGGCACUACUUUUUGCUGUGCAUCCUAUCCACACGGAGGCAGUGGCUGGGAUUGUUGGCAGAGCUGACGUGCUAGCAUGCCUGCUGUUUCUGUUGGCCUUUCUCUCCUACAAUAGGAGUGUGGACCAGCGUCAUGUUGUGGAAUGUUUCCCUCCCACGGCUUCUCCCUUCUUCUUGCUGCUCAGUUUGUUUCUGGGGACCUGUGCGAUGCUGGUGAAGGAGACCGGCAUCACGGUGUUUGGGGUGUGCUUGGUUUAUGAUCUCUUUUCCCUAUCCCACAAGCAAGAGAAAUCGAGCAACGGGGUCGUCCAUCAGUGCAGCCCGCAGCAGCCUGGGAGUCCCCCGCCCCCGGCACUGCCCACACAGCCUCACCGGGAGAAUGGGAAGCAGCAUCGAUUUCCUCACCGAGGAGCUUGGGGUGGCUGCCACUCGCCAUUGCCACAAGAACCCAAGAGCAGUGGAUUCCCAGUGUCUCCUGGAGCUGUGUGGUCCAUGAUGAGAUACCUAACAGCAAGGAGCAAUAGAAAUUUCCUGCUUACCAUGAGGCCAUUCUUAAAAAGGGCCACUUUGGUCAUAAGUUAUGUGAUUGUCAUUUUGUACUUCCGUCUCUGGAUAAUGGGAGGAUCUAUGCCCCUCUUUUCAGAGCAGGAUAAUCCAGCUUCGUUUUCGCCUUACAUUCUUACAAGGUUCCUUACCUAUUCCUACCUCUUGGCCUUCAACGUGUGGCUUCUGCUUGCACCUGUUACCCUGUGCUAUGAUUGGCAGGUGGGCAGUAUUCCCCUGGUAGAGACUAUAUGGGACAUGCGGAACUUAGCCACCAUCUUUCUGGCAGUUGUGAUGACCUUACUGAGCCUUCAUUGUUUAGCAGCCUUCAAGAGGCUGGAGCACAAGGAAGUUUUAGUGGGCUUGUUGUUCCUGGUUUUCCCGUUCAUUCCAGCCAGCAAUCUCUUCUUCAGGGUGGGUUUUGUGGUGGCGGAGAGAGUCCUUUACAUGCCUAGCAUGGGCUACUGCAUCCUUUUUGUGCAUGGACUGAGCAAGCUGUGCACUUGGCUGAAUCGAUGCGGGGCUACUACCCUGACUGUGUCCACUGUGCUGCUGCUGUUGCUUUUCUCCUGGAAAACGGUGAAACAGAAUGAAAUCUGGCUGUCAAGAGAGUCCCUAUUCAGGUCUGGAGUUCAAACUCUGCCCCACAAUGCCAAGGUUCACUACAACUAUGCCAAUUUCCUGAAGGACCAAGGUCGGAACCGGGAAGCAAUCUACCACUACAGAACGGCCCUCAGGUUGUAUCCUCGCCACGCCAGUGCCCUGAACAACCUUGGAACUCUGACAAGAGACACAGCAGAGGCAAAGAUAUACUAUCAGAGGGCUCUCCAGCUAAAUCCGCAGCACAACCGCGCUCUUUUCAAUCUCGGGAAUCUCCUCAAGUCCCAGGAGAAAAAAGAGGAGGCUAUCACCUUACUGAAGGACUCCAUUAAAUACGGUCCAGAGUUUGCAGAUGCAUAUUCAAGCUUAGCUUCAUUGCUGGCCGAGCAGGAGAGAUUUAAGGAAGCUGAGGAAAUAUACCAGGCUGGAAUAAAGAACUGUCCAGACAGCUCAGACUUACACAACAACUAUGGGGUUUUCUUAGUUGAUACUGGCUCUCCAGAGAAGGCAGUGGCCCAUUACCAGCAGGCCAUCACACUCAGCCCCAGUCAUCAUGUGGCUAUGGUGAAUCUAGGGAGACUCUACAGGUCAUUGGGCGAGAACAGUGUGGCUGAAGAAUGGUAUAAACGUGCACUGCAGGUGUCGCGCAAAGCCGAGAUAUUAUCACCUUUGGGAGCGCUGUAUUAUAACACCGGCCGAUACGAGGAGGCUCUGCAGAUUUACCGGGAAGCUGCGGCCCUCCAGCCUUCUCAAAGGGAGCUCCGCCUGGCCCUCGCUCAGGUUUUGGCCGUAAUGGGUCAGACAAGAGAAGCUGAAAAGAUGACCAACCACAUCGCGUCAGAGGAGACCGGAUGCCUCGAAUGCUACCGCCUGUUGUCAGCCAUCUACAGCAAGCAGGAGCGCCAUGGCAAGGCUCUCGAUGCUAUAGACAAGGCUCUCCAGCUGAAACCAAAGGACCCAAAAGUCAUAUCUGAACUUUUUUUCACAAAAGGAAACCAACUAAGAGAGCAAAAUCUUCUGGAUAAAGCUUUUGAGAGCUACAAAGCAGCCGUGGAGCUGAAUCCAGAUCAAGCACAGGCCUGGAUGAACAUGGGUGGAAUCCAGCACAUCAAGGGAAACUAUGUGUCCGCAAGAGCUUAUUAUGAGAGAGCCUUACAGCUGGUUCCAGACAGCAAACUGCUGCAGGAAAAUCUUGCCAAAUUGGAUCGCCUAGAAAAACGAUUACAAGAAGUUCGAGAAAAGGAUCAAACAUAGCAGCAUUUGAACCAGUCUCGGGGGACAGUGCUGGUGUCUCUGGAAGAGGAAGUGAUUCAGGCUCGCUUUCACAGCAGCAGGAGUGCAACAAGGAAGCUUUCCUCUCUCUCUGAGUUCAGGGGGGCACAUUUUGGGCACCCGCUGGUACCUCUGUGCUGAGGGACCUGCAUUUCCAUGGAAGAAGACUGAAAGAGCGAGCAAGAGCAAGGCCUGAGAGGAAGGAAAACAAAUACUCCACAUUUUGCAGAUUUUUGUUGGCUUUAAUUCCAGAUUUCCCUUCAUCUAUUCCUCUUCUUUCCCAGCCUGAGAAUCUCAUUCCAUCUCUUAAUGUAGACUUUUAUGUCCCAGAAAUACAGAGGCUUGAAAUGCUAUGGAGGGAGAACAUCUCUUCUUGAUGAGAUGAGUUUUUUUCAAAGAGAAUAAAAUCUCUGGGGUAAACCAUUUGGGAAAUCCCACCAAGAGGUAGCUCAUUGACUUCUCCAGAACUAGAGAUGAGUAUCUGAUAGUUUCUGUAGAAUCUUCUGGAAUAUAUGGGGGAAAGGGCUCUUGUUAAGUGAGCUUUAUUUAUAUCCCCCUGGGGAUAAUCCCCCUAGAGCGCAGUUGAAGAGUAAAUUAAAUUCCACUCUGAUGCAGUCUUUUCCCAUUGCCUGAUAUAUCAAAAAGGAAGCUUGUGUAUGGGUGUUCUUAUCCCUAGGGGAAAAUCAAGGAUCUUGGUACCCCAAAUUCUUUAUGGAAAUGUUUAAGAUUAUUUUAAUUUUAUUACAAGUAUUACUAGAGUAGUGGUUCUGCUCUAAGGUUUCAGAAGUGCUUUUAGAAUCAUGUUUCUGCCUCCACAUAUAUUGUUAUUUUGGUGGAGAAAAAAAUAGUAUAUUCUACAUGAGAAAUAUUAAAGAUAUUAACUAAGAGAAAUGUUCUACUUUGUUAUCUUAACAUUCAGUCAUCCAGAGAUUUAUUAUUUUUUGAAAAGUAUAUUUAACCAUUGAAAAAUCUUUACAGUAUAUCACAGAAAUCUUAACAGAAUAUAAACAGGUGGAAAGGGAGCUCUAUUGAUUUGUCUACUGAGGCUCUAUGAGAAUUCUGUGCUUAGAACAUGAGUGACAGAAAUUCAGAGUUCUUGGUUCUUGGUUCUGUAUUUAUAACUUUGGAGAUUUCAUGGAGAGUGCUCAAAAAUAUCUAGGGAAAAAGUCUAAAUUUGUAAUUUAAAAAAUAUAUAUUUAUAUUUAAAAGAUAGAGGUAGCAAAGUUGAAUUUACAAUUUGACCUUUGGUUUUUAGUGUUAUUUAUUUCAUAACUUAUAAAAAUAUUUAAUAUAUAUGUAUGCACACUUUUUCUCCUGUACAUAGUGGUUUUAAUAGCAGCUUUCAGAACUGAUCAUACAAAAAUUACAAAUCUGAAUUACAGAGUAGUUAAGUUUAACACCCUCUCAAAAAAUUUGUAUUGAUUAUUCACUUGCUAAGGCUAAAGAAAUUAGGAAUCAGACAUCAGUGUUUGGGUGGCAAUAUAUUUUGGAAGGGAAGAAAUUGCAACACGUGUUUCUAAUUUGGCCAUCAUCAUAAUCUUUAAGGAAAAAAAAGAAGAAGAUGAAGAAGAGAACCCACUCGAGAGUCCAGUUCACAGCACUGGGUCAGGUGGUCUGCACGUGUAAUAACCCCAAGGUACUCGGGUUUCAUGUGCUCAGGCCAGGGCGGGGUAAACAGUCUGCUUCUUUUCAACACAGUUAUCUGGAAAACUCUGCCCUUCUGUGCUAUCUUUUUGUCAAGGUAAGUCUAGUUAAAAGAACUUCUUUGGAAAGGGAUGAUGGAAAGAAUAUUUUAAAUGCAAAGGAUUACAGAAUUUGAAUUAGCAUACAUGUAUUUGUAUGCAUCAAUAAUCCAGUAAUAUAUAUAUUACCACCAUGAUCUUCUGUUUCUAAUAGCCUUAUAUAUCAUAAACUUUUCCAAAAUUUUAUUUAAAAUAUUUUUCUUCUCUUCAAAAUUAUACUUGUGGAGUCCUAAGGCCAAGAAAUGUACUAAAGUUUAUUUUAAAUGAUCAGCCCACCCCCAAAUUGAAAAGCGUAAGCCCUAGCUAAAAAUAGUAUAAAAGACUUUAAUCACAACUUUUUAGAAUAAUCUGUAACCAAAACUCACACUUAGGAAGUUAAUGGAAAAAACUAAGCCCCAAGUUUUGAAAAGGAAGUAAUGCCUUACUUGAAAUGCUGCUAAGGUAUGAGGGUACAUCAGUGGGAAUAAUUGAAAUGACAGUCACAGCCUCAAAGUUUCUAAGGGAAGGGGUCACAUGGCCUUCAAGAGACUUCUUCUAUCUUCUUUUGGGUGCUUUUCUCUCUCCCCAUGUCUUCCUCUCUGUCUGUCUCUGUCUUUCUCCUU